This is a messenger RNA of Theobroma umbraticum, 1754 nucleotides long. Its product is annotated as protein TOM THREE HOMOLOG 1. Lineage: Eukaryota; Viridiplantae; Streptophyta; Magnoliopsida; Malvales; Malvaceae. The record is from RefSeq and is a predicted model, not a curated record.
AAAUUUGAACUUGGUUCCUUUUCAUUCAUUGCCACAUUUAGAUAUAUAUAUCACAUGUCGUUGGCAAGUCCAGUGGCGGUCAUCUGAAGGACACGUAAGAUCAUUCAUUCACAUCCUGUCACUUCCGAAACAGAAUACCGGCUAUUACCGGUAACUGCCAGAGACCAACAAGAUUAAAGAUAAAAAAUCACCCCUUCGCUCCCCUCCCACGCCUCUCUUUUCGCCGGCCGUCUUUGCUCUUUUCUAAUUAUUUUCUGGCAAGACAAACAAAAAAUAAAAAGAAAAAGAGAGAAAAAGAAAAAUCCAGAAACAUAAACUCAUAUAAUUUUAUUAGGAUUAAGAUUUGGAUUCCUCUAAUCCUCUUAACACAAAAGAAAAGGAAAAAAAAGGAAUUCAAUCAAUACAAAUUCGGGUUUUCAACAUUAAUUUUGAAAAAAGAGUAAAGAAAAGAAAAGAAAAGGAGAGAGAGAGAGAGAGAGAGGGAGAGAGAGAGAGAGAGAGAGAGGGAUGGGGCGUUACAGCGUGGAUGAGGCGGUGAUGGCUUACAAGCUGAAGGACGCAUCCAAUUGGUGGCGUGACGUAAACGAUUCACCGCUCUGGCAAGAUCGCAUUUUUCACAUUCUCGCCGCUCUUUACGGUCUCGUCGCCGCCGUUGCUCUCGUUCAAUUGAUUCGGAUACAAUUGAGAGUUCCGGAGUAUGGUUGGACCACGCAGAAAGUCUUCCAUUUUCUAAAUUUUCUGGUGAACGGGGUUCGUGCCCUAGUUUUUGUUUUCCGUCGGAAUGUGCAGAACUUGCAUCCAGAGAUUGUUCAACAUAUCUUGCUUGACCUGCCAAGUCUAGCUUUCUUCACAACAUAUGCACUUUUGGUUUUGUUUUGGGCUGAGAUCUACUACCAGGCACGUGCUGUAUCAACUGAUGGACUGAGGCCAAGUUUCUUUACAAUUAAUGUGGUGGUUUAUACUGUUCAGAUUGCAAUGUGGCUGGUGUUAUGGUGGAAGUAUAUCCCAGUUUUGGUCAUCUUAUCAAAGAUUUUCUUUGCAGGUGUGUCAUUGUUUGCAGCCCUUGGGUUUUUACUCUAUGGUGGAAGGCUUUUCUUAAUGUUGCAGCGGUUCCCUGUGGAGUCCAAAGGGCGGCGUAAGAAGCUGCAAGAAGUUGGUUAUGUGACGACCAUAUGCUUCUCAUGUUUCCUUGUCAGAUGCAUUAUGAUGUGCUUUAAUGCAUUUGACAAAGCUGCUGACCUUGAUGUUUUGAACCAUCCGGUUCUGAACUUCAUAUAUUACCUGUUGGUGGAGAUUUUACCUUCAUCUUUGGUCCUUUUCAUCUUGAGGAAGUUGCCACCAAAACGAGGUAUUACCCAGUAUCAUCCUAUACGCUGAAAGAUUGAAGAUGACUCAUGAAAAAAACGAAAGGAAUUAAUGCUUGUAAUGAUUUUGGACAUGGCUUGUGUACCCUGCAAAGAGAGCAGAAAAGCAAUAGAGAAAGCAAAAAAACUGAUAGUUUUGUGUUUGUAGUCACGAGCUGAUCUUCAGGAUUCUGAACCUGUCAGUUUGUUCAAAGUAAGGAGGUUGUAGAUUCUUGGGAGAAAUUGUGGAAAUAUGUCCUUGACUACUGGUAUACAGUUAAAUCGCCCCGUUUGUUCGGUCUUGCAUCUUAUAAUGGGUGCUAUUUUGGUCCUAUUCAGUAUAAGCAACAAUGAAAAGGAUGAUGACUGAGUUUUCUUGAAUUUUAUGGAAUGAUAUUCUAAUUUGCUAAA